ACAGAGUGACAGAGAGAAAGUCAGAAAGAGAAGAAGGAUGGCUCAUCCCUCUCGAGCUGAACUGGAGGCUGAGAAUGUUGCUCUUCGUCGUCAAAUAAGAGAAAUUCAACAUGAAAGAGAUGACGAAAGAAGAAAAAGAGACAACACCCAAAGAGGCUAUGAGUCACUAGUGCAUAACAUAACAGAGAAUAUUGCAGCAAGUGGUGCUGGGCCUGCUGGCAGUGCUAAUCGUGAAUUCAUUGAUGAUAUCCUUAAACAGACUGAUCGUGAGAAAGAAAAUUUGCAGCACAAGAUACAAGACUUGGAGCAGAGGCUUAAAGAUGAGUGGAGUAAAAGGGGAGCACUUGAUUAUGGAUCAGCAGGACAGCUACGAGCAUUGCAGAGAGAACUGGAUACUAUCAAAGAGGAUAAGAUUGAAUUAGAGCAUAAAUUUUAUGAAGAAAAGAGGAAGAGUAAUGAAUUGCAAAGAAGACUAGAUAACCCACUACCAAAUGAAAGAGCAAACAGAGUAGAAAGAGAUAAUGAAUUCUUAAGACAUGAUAAGUGGAAACUGGAAGAGAAACUUAAAGAGGAGAAAAGAAUUAGUGAAGAAUGGAGACGAAAAUAUGAACAAGCUGCUUAUCCUAGACAUAAUCCAGUAGAAGAUGACCUCAGAAGAAGAAUUGAUACACUGAAUCAGCAAGUAGAAGAUUUAAAAAGAGAGAGAGGUAUCUUUCAGAUGAAAGUGAGACAGGUUGUAGAGGAAAUGGAAGCUAAGCUGCACUCCCAGGGAUUAAGAUAUGAUGAGAUGCAGCAGGCAUAUCAAAGUGAGAGAAGAGAUAAAGAGAACUUGAAGAAAAGACUUGAUGACAUUGGUCAAGUGUCACAAGUUCAAGCUUUAAAUGAUGAUAUUGCAAGACUUCAGAAAGAGGUAAUAGAGUUGAGAAAGUCUAAAGGAAAGAUAACAUCAGAUUUAGAGGAUUCACAGUAUAAACUUGAAAUUGAAGAGAAAAGAACCAAAGACUAUGGUGCCAAGGUUGAAGAAAUGGCUCACGAAAUAAGGAGUCUGGAACAUCAAAAGAAAAGAACUGAAAUAAAACUUGAAGCUGUGUUGAAUGAAAAGCAAGAGAUUGAAACAAAGUUACACAAUAAAAGAGAAAAUGAAGAAAAGCACCAGCCAGGUCAACAACAAAUUCUUCAUGAUGACCUAGAAAAAGAAAACCAGAGGCUAAAAAAUAUAUUACGAAGGUAUGAAGACCAUCUUAGGUCAGCUAAGGACCUUGGACCACUGACUGCCGAAGUUGAAAGAUUAGAAGAGGAAAAGAAAGCACUGAGGAAUGAUUGUGACAAAUAUUGUGAAGAUAACGAACAGCUACGAAAGCAGAUUGAAUCGUUUUAUACAGGCCGGAUGUCACAGGGGCUGUCUUCUGUAGAUGCAAUGCUUCAAGAGAACAUGAAGAGAAUGGAAAGGGACAAAGAGUAUUUAAAAAGAAAGUUAGAAGAUGCAGUAAGAGAGUCUGAUGAUUUGAGAGAGCAAAAAGUAGGGCAGAAAAAAAAGGAUGAUAGCAAAAUACAAAGUUUAAUCAUGGAAAGGAAAAAAUUGGAAGGUGAAAUUGAUAAGCUGAACUUAGCAAAUGUUAAGCUAAAAGAACAAGUAAAAAAACAAGAAUCGAGCCUUGAACAUGAUGAAUUUGAUAAAAUAAAGUAUAAGGAAGUUAUCUCAUUUUCUCAUCCUAUUGAUGAGCCACAAUCCAUUGUAAAGAAAGGGAGUUAUUCUGAUGAAUUGCAUCUAAUUGAUGCUGAUGUAGUCACUCCUUCAUAUGAGGAUUUGCUGAAAAUGAAGAAAGAGCUGAAAGAACUUCACCUUGGUGUAAUCAGUUUAAAAGAAAAGAACCGUAGACGAGAAGAAGAAAAUUAACUUUUAUGAAUACAUUGUUAGUAAAAGAGUGCAUAUAGUUACAUUAGUAAUGGUAAAAAUUGGUAAUAGUA
Amphimedon queenslandica is the source of this 1968-nucleotide messenger RNA. Its product is annotated as intracellular protein transport protein USO1-like. The transcript has 15 exons. NCBI's taxonomy places the organism in Eukaryota, Metazoa, Porifera, Demospongiae, Haplosclerida, Niphatidae. The coding region runs from base 38 to 1897 and encodes 619 amino acids. The record is from RefSeq and is a predicted model, not a curated record.